AUGAAGCUGGUGAAGGGCCCAGAGUGGAACUCUUGGAAGCAUUAUGAGGAGGAAGAGGAGGAUGCCCUGCCUGACUCAGACGACGAGGUGGAUUUGGAUAAGCCACGCCCCAUACAGAUUGUUCUUGCUCAUGAAGAUGACCAUAACUUUGAAUUAGACGAAGAAGCAUUGGAAAAAAUCUUGCUUCAGGAGCACAUCAAAGAUCUUAACAUAGUAGUUGUGUCUGUAGCGGGAGCUUUCCGCAAAGGAAAAUCUUUUCUGCUGGACUUCAUGCUUAGAUACAUGUAUAACAGGACUUCUCCUUGCUGGAUAGGUGGAAACACUGAACCAUUGACUGGGUUUACAUGGAGAGGUGGAUGUGAACGGGAAACCACUGGCAUUCAGAUUUGGAGUGAAGUAUUUGUAAUUGAUAAACCCAAUGGAACAAAGGUUGCUGUACUACUCAUGGAUACCCAAGGUGCCUUUGAUAGCCAAUCCACUAUCAAAGACUGUGCAACGGUUUUUGCUCUGAGUACCAUGACAAGUUCUGUCCAGGUAUACAACUUGUCCCAGAAUAUUCAGGAAGAUGACCUUCAACAUUUGCAGUUAUUUACAGAGUAUGGAAGAUUAGCUAUGGAAGAAAUUUACCAAAAGCCAUUUCAGACACUAAUGUUUUUAAUUAGAGAUUGGAGCUAUCCUUAUGAACAUGCAUAUGGCUUGGAAGGAGGAAAGAAGUUCCUAGAGAAAAGAUUGCAGGUAAAGCAAAACCAACACGAAGAGCUACAGAAUGUAAGGAAGCAUAUUCACUCCUGUUUCAGUAAUCUUGGCUGUUUCCUGUUGCCCCACCCUGGUCUUAAAGUUGCAACAAAUCCAAAUUUUGAUGGGAGGUUGAAUGAUAUAGAUGAGGAUUUUAAGAAGGAACUGCGGAAUUUGGUACCAUUACUGCUUGCCCCUGAAAACUUGGUAGAAAAAGAGAUUAGUGGAUCCAAGGUGACCUGUAGAGAUCUUGUAGAAUACUUCAAGGCUUAUAUUAAAAUCUAUCAAGGAGAGGAGCUACCUCAUCCAAAAUCUAUGCUGCAGGCAACAGCUGAGGCGAACAAUCUGGCUGCUGUGGCAGGAGCAAAAGACUUGUACAGCAAAGGCAUGGAGCAGGUCUGUGGGGGAGAUAAGCCCUACAUCGCCCCGUCGGACCUGGAGCGGAAGCACCAGGAUUUCCGGGAGUCGGCCGUGCGGCAGUUCCGCGCCGUGAAGAAGAUGGGAGGGGAGGAGUUCUGCCGGCGCUACCAGGAGCAGCUGGAAGUGGAAAUCGACGAGAUCUAUGCAAACUUUGUGAAGCACAACGAUGGCAAAAACAUCUUCUAUGCUGCUCGUACCCCUGCCACUCUAUUUGCAGUCAUGUUUGCCAUGUAUAUAACCUCAGGACUGACUGGGUUCCUUGGUAUGAACUCCAUAGCUACCCUGUGUAACCUCCUGCUGGGGAUGGCUCUUAUAUCAUUUUGUACUUGGGCAUAUGUUAAGUACUCUGGGGAAUUCAGAGAAGUUGGAACAGCCAUUGAUCAGAUUGCUGAAGCUAUAUGGGAACAGGUGUUGAAGCCCAUGAGUGAUAAUUUGAUGGAGGAUCAUAUGAGGCAGUCUGUAAAAAACUCUAUCAAAGCAGGCCUGACCGAGCAGGUGUCUCACCAUGCCAGACUAAAGACAGACUGACAGUUCAUCUUCUCUUCAACUCUGCCCUCUCAUCCUAGACAUGCUUGCUGUACCAUGAGAACUCAAUGAUUAAAAAAAAAAAUUAAAAAUAAACCAAAGUUUACAAUCAACUGUAGAAGUAGUUUAGUGUGACUGGCUUCACAGAUUGCUGCCAUCACCUGGGAAGAGUAACUCUGUCAGUGCUCUAAGACAAACUGGUGCC
This is a messenger RNA of Merops nubicus (carmine bee-eater), 1885 nucleotides long. It is a transcript of the gene ATL2, whose product is annotated as atlastin GTPase 2. Gene Ontology annotation, molecular function: GTP binding; GTPase activity. NCBI's taxonomy places the organism in Eukaryota, Metazoa, Chordata, Aves, Coraciiformes, Meropidae. Gene Ontology annotation, biological process: endoplasmic reticulum organization; protein homooligomerization. The transcript is spliced from 13 exons. The record is from RefSeq and is a predicted model, not a curated record. The coding region runs from base 1 to 1683 and encodes 560 amino acids.